This is a messenger RNA of Gongylonema pulchrum, 348 nucleotides long. The record is from the annotation of a GenBank genome assembly. Lineage: Eukaryota; Metazoa; Nematoda; Chromadorea; Rhabditida; Gongylonematidae.
UUGGAGAAACAGCUAAUGACAGCAUCAGAAGUAUUAACUCAGCAAUUCCGUGAACAAUCAUCAAUUUCACAUCAAUUGUCGCAGCUACAAACAUCACUGGAAGUGAUUUCACAUCUUGUAACAAUUCUGCCACAAGAACAAGUUGUUCCGAAUGUGAAAAUGCUACAGCGUGGAAUUGUUGCCUGCCUGAAUUGCCAGCAAAAUCAGAUAAUGCGAAGUUUAUAUCAACUUAUCGCGAAACUGUUCGAAAGAACGAAAAACUCUCCGGAAGGCUUGGAUGAACUGGAGACAAUCAAUCAAUUUGUAACAAAAUUUAUCAACGAUACGUUCAUAAAUUAUGAAAAGUAA